Messenger RNA from Lolium perenne, 1289 nucleotides. NCBI's taxonomy places the organism in Eukaryota, Viridiplantae, Streptophyta, Magnoliopsida, Poales, Poaceae. The record is from RefSeq and is a predicted model, not a curated record.
CACAAACUAAGACAUAGUUUAGAACAUGCAUAGUUUGAACCAUGGUUGACACAAAUUAAAACAUUGGAAAAUAAGGAAACCUAACUAGUGUUGGCAUCGUAUAUUUUGUGUGUUCGCUGACAAGAAAGAACACUUCCAGGCAUUUCCAGUCGCCCAUACUAGAAAAUCCAGCCGGUGAUGAUAGCCCUAUUGGUCCUUUCAAGGAAGAACAUCCAAAAACAUGCGUGCCUAUUUUCGCUGGGGUGUUGCUCUCAGGAAGAGGAGAAAAUAUUGGUCUAUGAAUACUUGCCAAAUAAAAGCCUGGAUUUCUUCAUUUUUGGUACAUGUUUUCAUGUCUUAUUUUUCUUUAAAUACUGCUGAAGAACCAUAACGACUAAAUAUUACUGAUAAUUUAUUUUCACAUCUCUGAGUAUAUUUCGAUUGCCUAUUUUUUUUGUUCAUUUUCUCCUGCUAUACUAAUAUGUAAUUGAUGUGUAGAUGGGAAUAAAAGAGCUUUACUGGAUUGGUCUAAACAAGUAGCAAUAAUUGAAGGAGUAGCACAUGGUCUUGUUUACCUUCAUAAGCAUUCUCGGUUGCUCGUGAUACAUAGAGAUCUUAAGCCAAGCAAUAUUCUCUUGGACAAUGAAAUGAAUCCUAAAAUUUCAGAUUUUGGACUCGCAAAAAUAUUCUGCUCAGAUAACACAGAAGGUGACACUACGAGAAGAGUGGUUGGUACAUAUGGCUACAUGGCUCCGGAGUAUGCUUCCCAGGGACACUUCUCAAUCAAAUCAGAUGUAUUCAGCUUCGGUGUUUUAGUUCUCGAGAUCCUUAGCGGGAAAAGGAAUUUUGGUAACCAUCAAUGUGGAGCUUACAUCAAUCUCCUUGGAUAUGCUUGGCAAUUAUUUAAGGAGGGUAGAUGGAUCGAACUUGUUGAUGCGCCAUUGCUUCCCAUUCACUCCACGGAAGUGAUGAGGUGCUUUAACAUUGCACUGUUGUGUGUACAAGAGAAUGCAGUUGAUCGGCCGACCAUGUUGGAUGUUGCUGCGAUGCUAAGCAGCAAGACUAUGGUCCUAAGUGAGCCUAAGCACCCAGCAUAUUUCAAUUUAAGUGUAGGCAAUGAAGAGGCAACCCUUGCUACUCAGCCAUACAGUGCUAGUAGUUUGACCAUAUCUAUCAUAACUGGUAGAUAGCUUUUCUUUCAUUCUAUCUGUUUUGUACCUAGCCACUGUCACACUGUGGAAUCAAUGAUACCGUACAUGUUGUAUAGUGCACAAACUUAAGUGCUGUAUAUGUAGUUUAUUUUUCUGUGA